Messenger RNA from Paramecium sonneborni, 753 nucleotides. The record is from the annotation of a GenBank genome assembly. Lineage: Eukaryota; Ciliophora; Oligohymenophorea; Peniculida; Parameciidae.
AUGAUUAAUUAUUAAACAACAAUUGUUGAGUUAUUCAAACCUGCAAAUAGCCAUUUUUUCUUAUCUUAAGAUGGAAACUAUUUUUUUAUGUUAAUGGAUGAUAGGCUCUGCAUGUUUGAUUAAUAGUUAAAAGAAAUAGAAAUUUAAUAGUAAUAAUAACUUUAAGGAAAAUUCUCGAAUAUAAAUAGAAUAAAUUAAGCUUCUAAAGUACUAAAAUUUGCUUUUUUAUGUGGUUAAUAAAUUAUAAUUGUUGAUAUUAUUCAAUAAAAUAGUUAAUUUAUUAGCGAAGAAAUUAUUGUAAUUGAUGAAGAAAAACCUUAAACUGUUGCUCUUAGUCCUUUUGGAGAUCUUUUAAUUACUGGUGAUCAAAUUGGUACAAUUAAGCUAUGGGACUUAAAAAAAAUUUAAGAACCAUUAUGGGUAUUUAAAAAUGAAAGCCAUAUUAUUCAAAGAUUUUCAUUCAAUCCUAAUGGAACAGAUAUUGUGGCAGCUGUUGGUGAUGGCUCUGUUAAUUUAUAUUCAAUAGAUUAUUUUGAAGAUUAAAAUAUUCUUGAAAAUAAUGAUAAUUAAAAAUAAAACUAAAAUUAAAGUUAAGUAAAAGAUAAGGAAGAUAAAAAAUUGAAAUUUACUUGUUAUAAAUCUUUUACGAGAUAGUCGUUGAUAUAAGCAGAUCAUUGUAAAAUCAAUAAUUCACAGAUCUGUUAAAAUGGAAAAUCAAUUCUUGAGCUAUUUAAAUAAAAAGGGGCCAUAUGA